AUGUAUUAUGUGUAUAAAAUACCAGGACCACGAGCUUAUCCCAUUAUUGGUAAUGGAUUAAUGUUGUUAGGCUCAAAUAGAGCCAAUCCUGAAAAUGUACAGAAAAUUUUAUGUAAUCCUAAUGCAUUAAAUAAACCAUAUUUAAUGCGAUAUUUAAGCUAUCCAAUGGUAGGUGAUAGCAUUUUAGUAUCAGAAGGAUCUACAAUGGGUGUAAAUAUUAAUGCACUGGAAAAGGGAGCAGAUUUCCUUCAUGCUAUGGAAAGAUGUAACUAUGUAAUGGCAUCAAGAGGACUUCAUCUAUGGAAAUAUCCUAAUAUCAUAUUUCGUUUGACUGAUGAUUAUAAACAGCUGAAAAAGCAUCGAAGAAUUCUUCAUAAUUUACAUACUAAAAUAAUUGAACACAAGAGGCAAAAUUGCAAUAUGAACAAAAUAAAUAACAACGAAAUGUUCGAUUUUGAAGGUAUAAAACAAAAUACAUUGAAGAAACCUUUAUUAGAUUACUUACUGGAAACUAAUGAAACUAAUCCAACAUUUACUGAUGACGAUUUAAGAGAUGAAACAAGUAUAAUCGCUAUGGCUGGAUUUGAAACAAUAGCAACUGCUAUGAGUUAUUGUAUAUUAAGUAUAGCAGGACAUCCAGAAAUUCAAAACAAAGUUUAUGAUGAAAUAUUUUCUAUUUUUGGUGAUUCUGAUCGUUCUAUUGAAUUGGAAGAUUUACCAAAAUUAGAAUAUUUAGAAAUGGUUAUUAAAGAAUCAUUACGGCUGUAUCCGGUUGUACCACUGAUAUUCCGAGAACUUUCAAGUGAUAUAAAAAUUGAUAAUUACAUUUUAACAAAAGGAACGGAAAUAGCCAUACCGAUAUAUUGUAUACAUCGUGAUCCGAAUUUAUGGGAAAAUCCCUUGCAGUUUAUUCCAGAGCGAUUUUUACCAGAAAAUAUUAGUAAACAACAUCCUUAUUCAUAUGUACCAUUUAGUGGUGGUCCUAGAAAUUGUCUUGGUUAUCGCUAUUCAUUUAUGUUUAUGAAAACAGUCAUAUCAACAUUAUUACGCUCUUAUGAAGUGCACACUGAUUUAAAUUUGAGAAAACUUAGAUUUGAGAUGGAAAUUAUAUUGAAAUUACCUGGAGGCCAUCAAAUACGAAUUACACCACGAAAUAAAACUAUUCCAGUAGCAUAA
Molecule: messenger RNA, 1176 nt
Organism: Chrysoperla carnea
Lineage: Eukaryota; Metazoa; Arthropoda; Insecta; Neuroptera; Chrysopidae
Product: cytochrome P450 4C1-like
Exons: 8
Coding region: 1-1176 (391 amino acids)
Molecular function (GO): monooxygenase activity; heme binding; oxidoreductase activity, acting on paired donors, with incorporation or reduction of molecular oxygen
Source: RefSeq, a predicted model, not a curated record